AUGGGUGGUUGUUGUUCUGUAAUGCGCCGUAAGGGCAAAAGGUUUUUGAAUAUAAAUAAAUUUGAAGUCAUCGAGGGACGACGUUAUCAAAUACUUGACGAUACAAAUUAUGCAUUACCAAACGAUAUCGACGAAGAAGAAAGAUUGGAUUUACAACAUGAUUAUAUGAAACUUGGGUUUGACGGUAGAAACUUUUCAGCACCCGUUGAUGCACUCUUAAGAAGAGGUGCAAAAGUUUUGGAUGUUGGAUGUGGUGCGGGUAGUUGGGUUCUUGAUUUAGCCAAAGAAUAUCCCAAUUCUUAUUUUGUCGGCUUGGAUAUUGCGCCCGUAGUUCCUCCAGAAAAGAAACCCGAUAAUGUCGAGUUUAUAGAAUACAACGUGCUCGAUGGACUUCCGUAUAAAUCAAAUUCAUUCGACUUUGUAUAUGCCAGAAUUCUCCUGUCAGUCUUUACAAGGGAACAAUGGACGGAACUUGCGGUUCCCGAAUAUGCGAGAGUUUGCAAGCCAGGUGGAUGGGUGGAAUUGAUGGAAUUCGAUGAAGCAUUAAAGGGCGAAUGCGAAAAUGUAGAUCGAUUAUCUAAAGCAUGGUCCGACUUUGCCGAUGCAAAGGGUUUAAUUGCAUCACCGGGUUAUGAGAUAUGCGACUUUCUUAAACAAUCUAAUUAUUUUACGAAUGUUAAUUAUGAAGAAAGACAUAUCCCAGUUGGGCCAAUGGGCAGCAGCAAAGUUGCUGAUUUGGGAGUCCGAGAUUGGCGUGAUGUCUAUCGAGCAUUAAAACUCCCGUUAUCAAUGACUAUGCAGGUAUCUGCCGAACAUUACGAUGCAAUUGCCGAAUUAGCAUCACAAGAGUUGAUGAAAUCUGGCUGUACUUGGAUAAAUAUGAGGGCAUGGGGACAAAAGAUCGAUUAUGGUGUCGAUCAAUUUUCAAGCAUUUAA
This is a messenger RNA of Paraglomus occultum, 936 nucleotides long. Lineage: Eukaryota; Fungi; Glomeromycota; Glomeromycetes; Paraglomerales; Paraglomeraceae. The record is from the annotation of a GenBank genome assembly.